This is a messenger RNA of Cheilinus undulatus (humphead wrasse), 1762 nucleotides long. It is a transcript of the gene mydgf, whose product is annotated as myeloid-derived growth factor. Bases 49 to 552 code for a protein of 167 amino acids. The record is from RefSeq and is a predicted model, not a curated record. Lineage: Eukaryota; Metazoa; Chordata; Actinopteri; Labriformes; Labridae. Gene Ontology annotation, biological process: positive regulation of angiogenesis; positive regulation of endothelial cell proliferation. The transcript is spliced from 6 exons.
AUACCCGCUCUGCCGGGCUGUAGCUACAGAGCCAAAGAGGAAGAGAAGAUGGCGAGCUUACACCACUUUUGUUCUGCUCAUUUUGCGUUUUUGCUCUUUACUGUGUCGGUGUUAGUGUCGGUGCAUGCCUCGGCUGAUCGUACAAAGACUGUGGAAUUCAAUGUGAAACCAGGAGGAGUGGUGCACACCUUCACUGAGGGGAUUAGGGAGUAUGAAUGCUCGUUUACUUAUGCUUCACAAGGGGGAACCAAUGAGCAAUGGCUAAUGAGUGUGGGUCUGAGUGACGAUGACCGGCUGUUUUCCUGCUCCGUGUGGAGGCCCCAGGGGAAAUCGUACCUGUUUUUCACUCAGUUCAAAGCUGAACUGAAAGGAACCAAAAUUGAAUAUGCCAAUGCAUAUUCGCAGACGGCAGCAGCGGGAUUAAGUGACGUGCCUUUGAAGCCAGAGGAAUUUACUGUAACAGACUCAACAGUGACCCAUACAGAUGGAAAAUUCAGUGCUGAACUCUCCAAGCUGACAGCCGUUGGACGGACACGACAUGACGAGCUGUAAUUGGCCUGACUUUUCUGUGGCUGUAUUUUCAACCAGCAGAGCACCUUGAUGAGCUCCAGGAGAAGCCUCUUGGUCUCAGCUCUUUUGUAAAUGAAGGAUGGAUUAAGGGGAGAUCUUCAUGACUGACGACCAGAAAUUGAAGUGGGGUGAUUCUGCUUUUGCUUGUGCAGCACUUUGGUGCCAGUACAUAAACUACAGUACCUGCUAUGAUAACGAUGGGUUUAUAUGUGAAAAUACAACAUAAGAUUAAAAAACAGCAAGGGAUCUGUUGAGUAUUCAAAUUUUUUACUACAUAAUGUCCUAGUUAAAAUUCUGCCAUAAGAUAAAGUGCUUCCACUGUUGUUUCUUAGUUACUGAGGCUGUGAGAUUUGUGGAAAGCACAUCUGUUGUGAUCCAACAGGAAUGUAUGUAAAUGUGUAGAGGAUUGGUGUUGGGGGGGGGGGGGUUUGUAGAGUAUAGAUAACAUGUUUAGAGUAGAGAGGGAUUUAUCCAUCUUGUGUAAUCCUGAGAGGAAAGUGAGUAAUCCUCAACAGCGUCAUUGCACUCGAAAAACAAUUACAUUUUCCUCAAUCUCACUCUGUUCUAGAUAACUGCGUGUGUUUCAUCCUAUAAAUCACCAAUUAGGACCACUUUCAUAACUUUCUGUUCUCUUUUUGGUUAGAGGGGAUACUUGGAUAACUGACCAGAUUGCAGCUUAAUUAAAAAGAAAUUUAAAUGCAGAUUGAAGAUCACAUUGUGAUUACUUGUUUUCAGACAAAUGUUAAAGCAAAUGCAACCAUCAUUAUUUUAUGUUACGUAACUGCUUCUUCUCACAGGGUAAUUCGGCCACUUUACAACUAUAUCAUGUCAUAUCAGGUUUAACCCAGAAUUUAUUCAUCAUAAGGCAAGCACCAGCAUCAGGAUCAAAGAGUAUAGACAGUAUGAUGAAGAGAUGCUAUUCCAUAUUCCUGAGCCCUUAUUGUAACUUUUACUUUCAUCCUUCUGUGCCAUGUGUGGAUCAGUGAGGAUUGUGCAGGUUUCAGAUGUACAUCCCUAUGAUUACAGUCCCCCCCCCCAUCCCUUAUGCGGUGUGUAGGAUCAGCUUUAUCUUCCUUACAUUGAUCCAGCCCUCUUAGAUCCAUACAGGAGUCCAGAAGAUGAGUUCUGGGGGUUUGAUUUCAGAUUUGAGGAUUUUGCUGAUUUGAUUCUGAGGUGGGAUUACUCACCGAGA